This is a messenger RNA of Penicillium concentricum, 1359 nucleotides long. RefSeq names its product Zn(II)2Cys6 transcription factor domain-containing protein. Gene Ontology annotation, biological process: regulation of DNA-templated transcription. The coding region runs from base 1 to 1359 and encodes 452 amino acids. The record is from RefSeq and is a predicted model, not a curated record. NCBI's taxonomy places the organism in Eukaryota, Fungi, Ascomycota, Eurotiomycetes, Eurotiales, Aspergillaceae. Gene Ontology annotation, molecular function: zinc ion binding; DNA-binding transcription factor activity, RNA polymerase II-specific. The transcript is spliced from 2 exons.
AUGACUUCAUGGCUUGGCAUUUGCGGAACUCCGAAAAUCUUCACGGAAUUCCGAACCCUCCUCAUCUACUUCUUCAACAUGGAAGAAUUUUCAGGUAGAUCUGGGCCAUCAACCCCCACUUUAUCUCGACUCCCCCGCACUUCGCGAAAAAAGUCAUGUCGAAAUUGUGUAGCAGCCAAAACUGCGUGUGAUCUCAGAAAGCCGAAAUGUAAGCGAUGCAAAGAUCGAGGCAUAAGUUGUGAAUAUCCAGCACUCGUCGAAUCAACAAGUGGUAAUGCAGAGAAUCAAUACGCCACUGUCGAUGCCAGCCCUUUCAGCAAUGUUCCUGAUGCACCGUCUCUGGAUUCCACAUGGCCAGGGGGCCUGGUCAAAAACACCGCAGACGUAUCUCAUACCUCGAAUAACUCUACCAUCGCCGAUAGUGGACCAGUUCAUUCCGAUUCCACUAAUGUACUGAACUUUCAACAAAUUGAUCUAGUGCCUAUGGUAGAUGCGGAGGAAAUUCGCGAUCGCUGGCUACGCCCCUACAUCUCAAGCUCGACGGGCCAAGAGCCCAAGCAGUUGAAUGCUCACACCAUACAGUAUCUCAUCUGUAUGUUGAAAUCGUAUAUAAGGAAUCAUCUCAACUCAAUUGCACCGCCUUUUAUUCAUGCUCAACAGCAGGCGGGGACUUGCCCGCCUGUCUUGGCUUACUGUUUCACCUUGGUUCGGACGUGGUUGACUCGGAUUCCUGGAUCUGAACCCUUGAUUAUAGGGGCGAUGCGAGUAGAGAUGAAGAAAAUUGAAGAUCAGGGUGUGCUUCAAAGCGACUUUGACAACCUGUGCUCGUUCCAGGCGUAUCUCAUCUACUCCAUGACGAUGCAUUUAUUUCCUAGUACAGAAAUUGUCGAUGAACCCCAGCCCUUCGAUACUCAAACGCAGAUAAAAAUGCAAGAAAUCGCUUUCCGAUCCGCCAAGUCAGGUCUCAUCUGCAGAGCAGAAGAAUCCCAGACCCGGCCGAACUGGGAGUCAUGGAUAGUCGCGUCGGCCAAGCGUCGUACUAUUUUCACCAUGUAUCUCUUCACCAACAUCUACAAUACCCAACUCGGGCUGCCGAACUUUGUUGCGGAAGAAUUGAGAGGCACUAUGGCCCCGGAAAGCAGAAUCCUCUGGGAAGCUUCAGACCGCGCCUUUUGGGAAAGAGAAUACAAUCGGCACUUGUCUCGCUGGGAGGAUGGCAUGCUCGAGAUAUCAGAACUGUGGAAGUCUGAUGAAACUGGAACAGAGGUCCGACGGGAGAAGAUUGAGCGGUGGUUACAAUCUGCUGAUGGGUUUGGGUUGAUGCUUUUUUCUGUUUGUGCGCAUAUCCAUGGAUGCUAG